Messenger RNA from Dictyostelium discoideum AX4, 1551 nucleotides. RefSeq names its product PA14 domain-containing protein (gene psiC). Bases 1 to 1551 code for a protein of 516 amino acids. Gene Ontology annotation, cellular component: extracellular region. The record is from RefSeq and is a predicted model, not a curated record. The transcript is spliced from 13 exons. Lineage: Eukaryota; Evosea; Eumycetozoa; Dictyosteliales; Dictyosteliaceae.
AUGAAAAUUUUAAUAUUAUCAUUUUUCUUAAUUUUAGGAAUAAAUUUAGUAUUUUGUCAAAGUUCUAUUUCUUUAAGUGCCACUAUUUAUGAUCAAAGUCCUGCACGUAAUCCUGAUUUCGAAAUACCAAAUGCUCCAAAUGCUGUAGUUAAGAAUAUGGUUCUAAGUACUUUAGGUGCUGAUAAAACUCCAACCUAUUGUUGUGGUGAUAAUGGUGUUUAUUAUAAUGGUCAAUUUGAUAUUCAUAGCCAAUCCACAUUUGAUUCCUGGUUCCAUGAAAUUGAAGGUAUCAGUUAUGCCGUUCCAUACGAAUUAGUUUUAAUUGAAUCGAAAGACGAACCAGGAAUUUAUGUAUAUACCUCUAGUUCUUUCUUCCCAAUUGAUGGUAAAGGUUUUGAUAAUAAAACAUUAUACCCAGAUGAAAUCACCUAUAAUGGUCACAACUACCAUUUUUGUAUGAAAAUUCAUAGUAGUUUUACCUAUCAUGGUGGUGAAUAUUUCACAUUCGCUGGUGAUGAUGAUGUAUGGGUAUACUUUGAUAAUAACCUUUUAAUAGAUUUAGGUGGUUUACAUACAAGUGCAUCUGAAACAGUUUACUUAGAUAACCUAGGUCUCACUAUUGGACAAUCAUUCCCAUUUGAUUUCUUUUACUGUGAAAGACAUACAUAUGAAUCUAAUUUAAAUAUUAUUACAAACUUGAAUUUAACAUGUAUUGAAUAUGACGCAUGUGGAGUUUGUCUUGGUAAAAAUGAUACGUGUUGCUUUGUAAAUAAAUGUGAAACCAUUAAUAGAUGUUUAGAAGCUGACUGUAAUGAAGGAACCAAUUUCCAAUGUGAUUACCAUAUAAAGAAUUGUAGUGAUGGUGAUAUUUGUUCAACUGAUGGUUGUGAUAUUGGUUUUGGAUGUAUUAAUUUACCUAUAAACUGUGAUGAUGGAAAUUAUUGUACUAAAGAUUAUUGUGAUCCAACAUAUGGAUGUUUACAUAUCGAAACUGCAAAUUGCACUGAAUGUUUAGAAACAGGUUGUAUAACUGUUCUCCCAUGUUUCCCAGUAACAUGUGACAGUUUAAAUAGUAGCCACUGUGUUGCUAGUGCUAUGAAUUGCUCAGAUAACGAUCCAUGUACAUCAACAGAAUGCGUUAAUGGAGAAUGUACAUAUGAGUGGAUUUGUGGAUCAGAAGAUUCAUCAUCUGGUGUUGUAGAUUCAUCAUCUGGUGUUGUAGAUUCAUCAUCUGAUGUUAUUGAUUCUUCAGAUAUUAUUAUUGAUUCUUCAUCCGAUAUCCCAAUACCAACACUAUCACCUUCCCCUCAACCAUCACGUUUCCCAACUGAUACACCAACUAAUACACCAAUGCCACCAACCCGUCCUCCAACUCCAACUGAAGAUCCAAAGAUCUAUGAAGAUCCAGAAGAUUUAGAUAAAGAUUGUUUACAUUGUAAAGAUUUAGGUUGCAUACUAACUGGUAAAAGUUGUGGUUACUUAAAAAAUGAAAAAUACGAAAAAUCAAAUUGUAAAGAGAAUUGUUGUUCACAUACUCCAACUUGUUUUUAA